Arachis duranensis is the source of this 927-nucleotide messenger RNA. RefSeq lists its product as uncharacterized. The record is from RefSeq and is a predicted model, not a curated record. The transcript is spliced from 5 exons. The coding region runs from base 1 to 927 and encodes 308 amino acids. Lineage: Eukaryota; Viridiplantae; Streptophyta; Magnoliopsida; Fabales; Fabaceae.
AUGUAUUGCUGUGCUGUGUAUUUGAGAUUUUGGUGUCUUUUGUUUGCUAAUAAUUGUAUCUUGUUUCGCAGGGACAACCAGGCUGACCUGCGAUCGACAGAAGGUCGCUAUGUGUCCUCUGAAACACUACCGGCUGUGAACUUGGGAAGUGAUGAUCCUUCCUCUCAAGGACGCACAGAACAGAGUAGUGUAAACCAGCCAUCACAGAGCAUCACUCCUGAAACCCCCAAACAACAUCAAGAAACAACACCCAAGCUUCCCCCAGCUCCAACAAAAAUUCAUCCAGACGCCGAGGAAGCUGCUGCCCUGUUGAUGAUGGCACGGACAGCAAGCUAUGUUCCUAAAACAGAUCUGCCGAUGCCAUCAUUCAGCCUUGGAUUGACAGAUUCAAGCCAGGAGGGGGCAUCGACGCAGGAGACAGAAAGGGAAAAAUCUCCAGAAGCUGCAACUAUGCUGGAACAAUUGGACAGUUUGGUCCAAAAGUUAGCAAGCAGUGUGUCAAAGGGAAAAGACGAAAGUCCACAAAUUCAGAGGGAGACUGGGGGAGAAAGUUCUGCUAAGUUUGAAACACCGGGGGGAACAAAUCAAAUUCCGGAUGAUAUGAAAGAAAAGUGCUACAUCUGGGGGACGAGACUGAAGGAGGAUGCAAAGGGCGAUACUAACGAGUUUGAGGAGAUAUGCACUCUGACUGGCCAAGGACAGUACAUUUUGAUGAGAACGCACCUUGCAUCCCUCCAGGCAAACAGUGAUAUAGAAUGUCAGGUUGUAUCUGCCAUCUGCCUCAUCCUAAACCAGAAAAAGGAAAAGAGGUUUCAUGCACAAAUAUACUUGUCUCCCCCCAGAUAUUGUGGUAGUGUUACUUCUACGAACUUUGGGUGUAUUUUAUGCAUGGAUUUGGGUGUAUUUGUUAGCUUAGAUUGGGUGUAA